Messenger RNA from Ochlerotatus camptorhynchus, 4490 nucleotides. RefSeq names its product mucin-2-like. The record is from RefSeq and is a predicted model, not a curated record. NCBI's taxonomy places the organism in Eukaryota, Metazoa, Arthropoda, Insecta, Diptera, Culicidae. The transcript is spliced from 6 exons. The coding region runs from base 241 to 4302 and encodes 1353 amino acids.
CGUCGAUCGAGUUGAAGUUUUGACCUGAAAAAAGUUGUAUUUUUUCAGCAGAUAUUCGCGAACGUGUGGGGUGUGUGUGUCUUUUAUGUUUUGUGCGUGUGUCGAACGUGCAAUUUUUCAAGUGACCCGGAAAGACGAAAAUAAGGACUCUUAAACCGUGUGCUGGUGCAGUGGAGAGUGGCAAGGCGCGGAUAGUGAUUUAUUACUCGGCGAGAUCUGAAGCGGAGACAGCUGUUGAAGAUGCGGCUGCUAGUGCUUUGCCUAGCGCUUGCAACGUCCAGCCAUGGAGAGAUAACAACCCAUCUGGGUGCGGACGGUUACGAAUAUCCACGACCAAACAUCCCAUUCCCGCCGCCAGAGAAACCACAGGGGCCCAGUACUCCGAGACCAUGUCCGUUCGGAGGAGUUCCUCCUUAUUGUUGCACCAAUGGUGGAACUGGACCCAACUGUGCCGUCUCGUCGCCUUCUACGACAGCUCCCCCUUCACCAAGGCCAUGUCCGUUCGGAGGAGUUCCUCCUUACUGUUGCACCAAUGGCGGGACUGGACCAAAUUGUCAAGUUCCAAGUAGGCCUACCCAAGGACCCUCUCCAACUCCAGCUCCUUGUCCCUAUGGAGGUGUUCCUCCAUAUUGCUGUACUAAUGGAGGUCAAGGUCCCAACUGCGCCGUACCAUCGAGACCUACUCCAGGGCCUACCACCCCGGCUGGAUGUCCAAAUGGAGGAAUUCCUCCAUACUGUUGCACGAACGGAGGACAAGGUCCAAAUUGUGUCGUACCAUCAAGACCUACUCCAGGUCCAACUACUCCAGCCGGUUGUCCAAAUGGCGGAGUUCCACCAUACUGCUGUACCAACGGAGGAAGUGGUCCCAAUUGCGCCCUUCCAUCACCUUCCACGCCAUAUCCGACCACCCCUAGACCUUGUCCGUUCGGAGGAGUUCCACCGUACUGCUGCACAAACGGAGGAACCGGUCCAAACUGUGCUCUGCCAUCACCAUCUACUCCCUAUCCAACAACCCCUAGACCUUGUCCAUUCGGAGGAGUUCCACCGUACUGCUGCACAAAUGGAGGAACUGGACCUAACUGUGUCGUUCCAACACAAGGUCCAACGACGCCUAGACCUUGCCCCAACGGAGGAGUUCCACCAUAUUGUUGUACCAACGGAGGAACUGGACCGAAUUGCUAUGUCUCAGCACCCCCCGUACCACCCCCAACUCGACCACCGCCACCACCACCAGGGAGCGACAACGAGUAUCUCCCACCCUGUACAAAUGGAGCACAAGGCCCGGAAUGUGUUCUGCCAAUCACUCCUCCAACCAGACCACCGACUAGACCAACUCAAGGACCAUCCCCGACACCUGCGCCAUGUCCCUACGGAGGUGUUCCUCCAUAUUGCUGUACCAAUGGAGGACAAGGUCCCAACUGUAUUGUCCCUUCACGCCCUACUCCCGGACCAACUACCCCAGCCGGUUGCCCUAAUGGUGGAGUCCCUCCGUAUUGUUGUACCAAUGGUGGAACCGGACCAAAUUGCGUCGUUCCAACCAGACCGACUCAGAGACCUCCCAGCUCUCCAGCUCCAUGUCCAUACGGAGGUGUUCCUCCAUACUGUUGUACCAAUGGUGGUCAAGGCCCGAACUGUGUUGUCCCCUCACGCCCUACUCCGGGACCAACCACUCCAGCUGGAUGUCCGAAUGGCGGAGUCCCUCCGUACUGCUGUACUAAUGGAGGAACCGGACCAAACUGCAUUGUUCCAACCAGACCAACUCAGAGACCUCCCAGCUCUCCAGCUCCGUGUCCCUAUGGAGGCAUUCCUCCAUAUUGUUGUACCAACGGAGGUCAAGGCCCGAACUGUGUUGUCCCCUCACGCCCUACUCCAGGACCAACCACUCCAGCUGGAUGUCCCAAUGGUGGAGUCCCACCAUACUGCUGUACUAAUGGAGGAAGCGGACCAAAUUGUGUUGUUCCAACCAGACCAACUCAGAGACCCCCCAGCUCUCCAGCUCCGUGUCCCUAUGGAGGCAUUCCUCCAUAUUGUUGUACCAACGGAGGUCAAGGCCCGAACUGUGUUGUCCCCUCACGCCCUACUCCAGGACCAACCACUCCACCUGGAUGUCCCAAUGGUGGAGUCCCACCAUACUGCUGUACUAAUGGAGGAAGCGGACCAAAUUGCAUUGUUCCAACCAGACCAACUCAGAGACCUCCCAGUUCUCCUGCACCGUGUCCAUUCGGUGGCAUUCCACCAUACUGCUGCACCAACGGAGGUCAAGGACCUAACUGCGUUGUACCUUCAAGACCAACACCGGGACCAACAACUCCUGCUGGAUGCCCCAAUGGCGGUGUCCCACCAUACUGCUGCACGAACGGUGGUCAGGGACCAAACUGUGUCGUACCUACUCGACCACCAACGAGACCAACUCAAAACAACGAAUAUCUGCCUCCUUGUCCUAACGGCGGAACAGGACCAAACUGUCAGACUGGACCUCCACGGCCAACACCACAGCCAACCCGUCCUCCUACUUCACCUUCUGGUUGUCCUUACGGUGGAGUUCCUCCGUACUGCUGCACGAACGGUGGACAAGGUCCUAAUUGCGUAGUCCCAUCUCGACCGACUCAACCUUCUCGUCCAACUACGCCCUCUGGUUGUCCGAACGGUGGAGUACCACCCUAUUGUUGCACAAAUGGAGGUCAAGGUCCAAACUGUGUAGUACCAACACAACCACCACGUCCAACUACACCCACUUGUCCAUAUGGAGGAGUUCCACCGUAUUGCUGUACUAACGGAGGAACGGGUCCAAACUGCAUUGUUCCGACUCAACCACCAAGGCCAACCACCCCCAGUGGUUGUCCGAACGGUGGAGUGCCACCGUAUUGCUGUACGAACGGAGGACAGGGUCCUAACUGCAUUGUUCCCACACAACCACCUAGACCCACAACUCCUUCGUGUCCAUACGGUGGAGUUCCACCGUACUGCUGUACUAACGGAGGAACAGGUCCAAACUGCAUUGUUCCGACGCAACCUCCAAGGCCAACCACUCCAAGUGGCUGUCCCAAUGGAGGAGUACCACCAUACUGCUGUACCAAUGGUGGACAAGGACCAAACUGUAUCGUUCCCACACAACCACCUAGACCCACAACUCCUUCGUGUCCAUACGGUGGAGUUCCACCGUACUGCUGUACCAAUGGAGGAACAGGUCCAAACUGCAUUGUUCCGACGCAACCUCCAAGGCCAACCACUCCAAGUGGCUGUCCCAAUGGAGGAGUACCACCAUACUGCUGUACCAAUGGUGGACAAGGACCAAACUGUAUCGUUCCCACACAGCCACCUAGACCCACAACUCCUUCAUGUCCAUACGGUGGAGUUCCACCGUACUGCUGUACCAAUGGAGGAACAGGUCCAAACUGCAUUGUUCCAACGCAACCUUCAAGGCCAACCACUCCAAGUGGUUGCCCCAACGGAGGAGUUCCACCAUACUGCUGCACGAAUGGCGGACAAGGGCCUAAUUGCAUUGUUCCAGGACCUCAACCAACUAGACCUACCCCUGGUCCAACAAGACCAUCAUCUGAUAACGAAUAUCUCCCACCAUGCACUAACGGAGGAUAUGGUCCAAACUGUGUCCGUCCUACACAACCUCCAUCUCCACCAGUUACCCGCCCACCUCCAACACCUCAGCCAGGAUGUCCAUACGGUGGAGUGCCCCCCUAUUGUUGCACCAACGGAGGACAAGGUCCAAACUGCGCCGUCCCUAGCCGUCCCACUUCACCGCCAGUUACCCGCCCACCACCAACUUCACAACCUGAUUGCCCAUACGGUGGAGUCCCCCCGUACUGCUGCACUAACGGAGGACAAGGUCCUAACUGCGUCGUUCCAAGCCGACCUACCUCACCGCCAGUUACACGACCUCCACCAACUCCGCAGCCAGGAUGCCCGUACGGAGGAGUUCCACCGUAUUGCUGCACCAACGGAGGUCAAGGUCCGAACUGCAUUGUUCCUAGCCGACCUACCUCACCUCCGCUAACUCGACCACCGCCAACACAACCACAGGGCUGCCCAGCCGGUGGAAUUCCACCGUACUGCUGUACCAACGGAGGUCAAGGCCCGAACUGCGUCGUCCCAAGCAGACCAACCUACCCACCGGCAACCCGACCACCAUCGCCAACUCCACAACCAAGCUGCCCAGCCGGUGGAGUUCCACCGUAUUGCUGUACGAACGGAGGUCAGGGUCCGAACUGCGAACUGCCACCCAGCCACAGUCUCGAACCGGACGGUUAUCACUACAAACUGCCCAGUAUACCGUUCAACUUCUAGUUUAUGAGGCGUCCGUUUAUUUAUUUCAACGCUGAUUGUACGUAUAUGUGAAUAGUUCUAUUAAGUAAACGAGUCAGAAGUUUUCAAGAAGACAAACAAAAAUCAAAUCAACAAAUAUGUGAAUAGCGUGGAAACGAGGAAACGUGGCAGAAGAAUCGUUGAAUAGGAAGUAAAUAUUUAUAACAUAA